Trypanosoma grayi is the source of this 843-nucleotide messenger RNA. Its product is annotated as Zinc finger protein CTH1. Lineage: Eukaryota; Euglenozoa; Kinetoplastea; Trypanosomatida; Trypanosomatidae. The transcript has a single exon. The record is from RefSeq and is a predicted model, not a curated record. Bases 1 to 843 code for a protein of 280 amino acids. Gene Ontology annotation, molecular function: mRNA binding; metal ion binding.
AUGAUGCCGGCAUGUGCGGCACCCGCAGUGACGGCCGCCGUGUCCUCUUCGUGCAGCCGCGAGGACCCCGCGUCGGUGGGCCACACCACACUCUCCUCCGGAAACAGCGAGCAGACGCGGCCGAUCAUGGCGGAGCGCUACAAGACGAAGAUGUGCCGCAACUACGUGGAGACCGGCGCCUGCCCCUACGAGACACGCUGCAUGUUCGCCCACGGCGCGCACGAGCUGCGCACGCCCGAGAUGAAUAUCCGUGAUGGCCUCAUCACGGAGGAGGCAAUCCGCUUGUACCGGCGGCAGCUGCGCCACGCCACGCUGUAUGGCGGCGGCUGCGAAUACCCGGCGCCGCCGUACGUGUACGACGCGGCCUACGGCUGGAGCUAUGGCCACGGCGGGCCGGUGCCAAUGGCGUUCGCGUAUGCGCACAACCCGUACGCCAGCGACGUGCUGCCACAGGAGUGCCGCCUCUACAGCCGCGCCCCAACGUGCUCGACGACAGGACUGCUGCCGCUUCCGCUUCCGCCCCCACCGCAGUACGAAGAGGAGCAGCAGCGGCGGCNGACAGGACUGCUGCCGCUUCCGCUUCCGCCCCCACCGCAGUACGAAGAGGAGCAGCAGCGGCGGCAACCGUGCGACGACGUGGUGGUGAAUGCGCGGACGGUGGUGACGGCGAUGCCGCGUGCCCGCUCCGUGCAGCGCGACGACGACGACGCGGAGUUCUCUACCUGCAGUAGCGUCGGCAGCGACUCCGGGGAGCACCAGCAGUUCGCCGCGGAUAGUGUGUGCACUAAGCAGCAGCAGCUUAGUCAGGAAGAUGAUGAGGGUACAGAAGCUGACUUGUGGUAG